Molecule: messenger RNA, 2806 nt
Organism: Prosopis cineraria
Lineage: Eukaryota; Viridiplantae; Streptophyta; Magnoliopsida; Fabales; Fabaceae
Product: amine oxidase [copper-containing] zeta, peroxisomal-like
Exons: 12
Coding region: 280-2595 (771 amino acids)
Biological process (GO): amine metabolic process
Molecular function (GO): quinone binding; copper ion binding; primary methylamine oxidase activity
Source: RefSeq, a predicted model, not a curated record
AAACCCACUUUCCCUGUUCGCUUUUGUUGUCGUCAUUCGGGUAAAAGCAGCUUCGUCUCUCUUAAAUGUGUUGAAAGGGGCCUCUGUAUCGGCCCACUAACCAUACUCCUUCCUCGCUGAGUCAACACUCACGUUCGUAUUGAUCGGAGUUUUAGGCUUUCGAGUGGUGGAAGCGGCGGUGGAGAGUGCUACCAAGUUUCUUGUGCAUUGCUGUAUGUCAGUGGGAUACUACAGUGAGAUCUACUACGGCGGAUACGGUGAGCUCGCUAAUCCUUUACAAUGGCCUCAGCUCAGGAAAAAACGACGCCUUGUUGCGGCGACAAUAACAACCGGAAUUCUUCUACAGCUCCUUCGCUUGUUAACCGAUCUUCCACUUCGGCCGAUCCGCCGGAGGAUCCGAUCCGAAACAGAGCGUCCGUCGCCACCUUGAUGGCCACUGUGGAUCCCUUCACUGAGCCUCCUCCAAAAACCACUUCAACCAAAGGCAUUCCAGUCAUGGUGAGAGCUCAAACCAGCCACCCUCUGGAUCCACUAUCUGCUGCUGAAAUAUCUGUGGCUGUGGCUACUGUUCGGGCCGCUGGGAAAACCCCUGAGGUGCGUGAUAGCAUGCGCUUUGUUGAAGUAGUUUUGGUAGAACCCGACAAGCACGUUGUUGCACUGGCAGAUGCAUAUUUCUUCCCACCUUUCCAACCAUCAUUACUCCCCAGGACAAAAGGUGGACCUGUGAUUCCUACUAAACUUCCCCCAAGGAAAGCAAGACUGGUUGUUUAUAACAAAAGGUCAAAUGAGACAAGCAUAUGGAUCGUUGAGCUUACUGAAGUUCAUGCUGCAACUCGUGGUGGUCAUCAUAGGGGCAAAGUCAUUGCUUCUGAAGUUGUUCCGGAUGUUCAGCCUCCUAUGGAUGCUGUGGAGUAUGCUGAAUGUGAAGCUCUUGUUAAGGACUAUCCUCCAUUUCAAGAAGCAAUGAAGAAGAGAGGGAUAGAAGAUAUGGAUCUUGUGAUGGUGGAUCCCUGGUGCGUAGGAUAUCAUAGUGAAGCUGAUGCUCCUAGCCGCAGACUUGCUAAACCAUUAAUCUUCUGUAGAACUGAGAGUGACUGCCCCAUAGAAAAUGGUUAUGCUCGCCCAGUUGAAGGCAUCCAUGUUCUUGUUGAUAUGCAAAACAUGGUUGUUCUUGAGUUUGAGGACCGUAAACUAGUUCAUCUUCCUCCUGCUGAUCCAUUGAGAAAUUAUACACCUGGUGAAACACGGGGAGGAGUUGAUCGAAGUGAUGUGAAACCCUUACAAAUUAUUCAGCCUGAAGGUCCAAGUUUUCGUGUCAAUGGGCACUUUGUUCAAUGGCAGAAGUGGAAUUUUCGUAUUGGUUUCACUCCUAGAGAGGGCUUGGUCAUAUAUUCUGUAGCCUAUGUUGAUGGUAGUCGAGGUCGAAGAGCAGUGGCCCACAGGCUGAGUUUUGUCGAGAUGGUUGUUCCUUAUGGUGAUCCAAAUGAUCCCCACUAUAGAAAGAAUGCUUUUGAUGCUGGGGAAGAUGGGCUGGGUAAAAAUGCUCAUUCUCUUAAGAAGGGCUGUGAUUGUUUAGGCUAUAUCAAGUACUUUGAUGCACAUUUCACAAAUUUUACUGGAGGUGUUGAAACAACUGAGAAUUGUGUUUGCAUGCACGAAGAAGAUCAUGGCAUCCUGUGGAAACAUCAAGAUUGGAGAUCAGGUUUGGCUGAGGUCCGACGCUCUAGGAGGCUGACAGUAUCUUUCAUAUGUACUGUAGCAAACUAUGAGUAUGGAUUUUUCUGGCAUUUUUAUCAGGAUGGGAAAAUAGAAGCUGAGGUCAAGCUCACAGGAAUUCUUAGCUUAGGAGCAUUGCAACCUGGUGAAUUUCGAAAAUAUGGUACAACUAUUGCACCUGGAUUGUAUGCUCCUGUUCACCAACAUUUUUUUGUUGCUCGUAUGGACAUGGCAGUUGAUUGCAAGCCUGGGGAAGCAUUCAACCAGGUUGUUGAGGUGGAUGUCAAAGUUGAAGAGCCAGGGCAGAAUAACGUUCAUAAUAAUGCAUUCUAUGCAGAGGAGAAGCUGCUUAAAUCAGAAUUAGAAGCAAUGCGUGACUGUAAUCCAUUAUCUGCUCGUCAUUGGAUUGUAAGGAACACGAGGGCUGUUAACAGAACUGGGCAGCUAACAGGUUACAAGUUAGUGCCAGGCUCAAAUUGUUUACCAUUAGCUGGUUCAGAGGCCAAGUUUCUAAGAAGAGCCGCUUUCUUGAAACACAACCUUUGGGUCACAGCUUACAAAUCUGAUGAGAUGUAUCCUGGAGGAGAGUUCCCUAAUCAAAACCCACGCGUUGGAGAGGGUUUGGCGACUUGGGUUCAGAAAAAUCGCUCAUUGGAAGAAGCUGAUAUUGUUCUUUGGUACAUAUUUGGAAUAACACACGUUCCUCGAUUGGAAGACUGGCCUGUUAUGCCAGUGGAACGCAUUGGUUUUAUGCUCAUGCCGCAUGGUUUUUUCAAUUGCUCGCCAGCAGUGGAUGUACCACCUAGCGCAAGCGAUUUGGAAGACAAAGAGGGCAUAACCUCCAAGCCCAGCCAGAAUGGCCUCAUUGCAAAGCUUUAAAUGAACUCAAAACUACGUUGUUGUUCUGUUAUUGAUGCCUAAUUUGUGCGUCUAUCAUUGCCUCUUAUUAGAAGCGAAGGAGUUUCUUAUGGUCCAUCUGGAUAGUUAAGAAUGUAAUGUGGCCGUUUGGAUUGGCUUCAGUCAUUUAUUUGCUAUUAACAUUUCUUUCUUCCAUGGAGGGGCAGAUAGUGUCUCAGGUGUUGGAUUUGAA